AUGCAUCAUUUUAGUUCACGACCACUUCCAGACACGCCUCUUGCCCGUCUAUCCUUAGCCAAGUUCUCCCAUGUCACCACAUCGUUGAAUCACAGAGGCCCAUUGAAUUGGGGCCAUAUUAUAGGGAACAAUGAUCUUGCAGCCACUUUCGAAAAGCCCCAGGCCACGAACAGCUCGUCUAGCAGUAGUAUUCUCCUAAGAAUCUCUCGAUUCCACGAUAUCAUUGAAGAGCUCGAUCUCUCCUUCUUUGCUAUAGCUGCAACAAAAGCUCCAGCUCAGCCUGCUCAGGGCCAAGCAUCGAAGCCAUUAUUCGCCGUCGUUGUCAAGCUACCCUGUCUGGCAGUAAAAUACCCUCGCGGAAACAUGAUUCGCCGCUUUCAGAUCAAAUUCUCCGCUGAAAGGGAUUACUAUGCAGCUCUCGCGAUCCUCAGCGAAAUGAACUGCCCAUUUUCAGAAGCCAGUCCCGCCCCCAUGCAUCAUAAACAGACCUCCUCGCAGUGGAACCCAGGAUCAUUCAGACGUGGCUCCAUGUCAAGUGAGCUGACAGUACCGAAUGCCAUAAUACCUUCCAACAACAGCGUUGAUUUCCCUGUGUACGCACCAGGCACAUGUGCCCCUCUACCGACGCCCAGCGCCACAGCAGGCACAUCGAUAACGUCCGCAUCUUCAUCCACCCUAGGGACCAGCCAUCCGUACCAAACGACAAGUACACCCAGCAGUCUCGCCAAGUACAUGUAUACAGACAGUAGCCUUACGCGAUCCCUCAAUGGCCAACGUCCACCCUCUGCCUCACAAAUCCAAGGCAUUUCGGAGGCUGACCCGUCCAGACCUUCUACUGCUACCUUACCCUUGGAGACAUCAAACCUGGACCCGCCUCCCGUGAGGGUUCUCCCAUUUUCCAGACCGCUCAUGAAGAGGACACACACAAUCGCCACGACCGGCAUCCCCGCUGGGAAUGUGGCAGCAUUUGGAAGCACAGUGUCUACACCAUAUCCAGAACUAGCCCCUCUGUCUUCUGCCGCAAACAAGACACAACCUUGGCCCUCAACGAACCUCCCAACCCAAGCUGAAACUCCCCGAAUCACCGUCCUGAAGUACUCGAACCCAGCCGCACAACUCCCAGCCCCAGCAGCUAACCCAGGCGGGUCCCAGCCAGUCCCUAGAGUUCCCAUGCCCUCUUUGCCCUCCUAUCCAGGCCUCAUCGCAACCCCAAGCAACGAGCAGCCAACUAUCUCCUGUGACCAGCACCAGAAGCACUAUUCUCUCGAAUCAGCUAUAAACAACAUCCCCACCACCACAACAGCCGAAGCCACGCAGCAAGAGCCACCCCGGGGAAAACAACUGCUGCAGCUGCAGAACAUACCACUCCCAACCCCGGAAGAUCUCGCAUCAUAUGGUUCAGCAUCCACGACAGAGCGUAUGCAGCUCGUCGAGUCCUGGAUCUGUCGUCACGUAGAAGACGAUGCCUUUCUCAAGCUCUGUGAAGACGUGGAGGGCAUAUGGCAGCGAAUGAAGUUGGGGGUGAGCAAAGGAGGUACGUGA
This is a messenger RNA of Aspergillus uvarum CBS 121591, 1542 nucleotides long. RefSeq lists its product as uncharacterized. NCBI's taxonomy places the organism in Eukaryota, Fungi, Ascomycota, Eurotiomycetes, Eurotiales, Aspergillaceae. The transcript has 5 exons. Gene Ontology annotation, biological process: reciprocal meiotic recombination. The record is from RefSeq and is a predicted model, not a curated record. Bases 1 to 1542 code for a protein of 513 amino acids.